AUGUCCCUUAGAUUUUUAGAAUUGCUAGCCAAAAUGGAAGGAAAGACAAGAAAUGCCCAUCUUGACAAAGUGCUGUCAGUACUCAACGUGAUGAUGCAUACAUACAGAGACAGGCAUGAAGUAGAACAUUGGUAUGUACAUUGUAUAACGAUCUAGUGCAGUCAAUGGCCAGAGAGUAAUAUUAUUGCACUUGGAUGCCCGGUUCUAUCAGUAUAAGCUUUUGAUUUUCAUUAAAAUACAAGUGUAAAAUUUUCUUUAAACAUGAUGUAUUUUGAUUAGUCCCUCCUUCAAAGUAGUUAGAGUCAAAGGCUAAUUAGUUAUAAUUUUUUGUACACUUUUAUUAGGAGAACAUCCAGAUUUGCCAUCACUGAGACUUCACUAAAAGGUAAAUGAAAUGAAAAUGGUCUUGAAACUAAAUGCGCUUUUAUGCUGGUAUUCGUAUGUUGGGAAAAUCCCGGACAACCGGGAAUCUCACUGUUUCCCAAUUGUCCAUUUUGAUUGUUGAAGUUUUUUUUUCAGUUUCUGUUGGGGCCAUUUUAACUCCCAGGAGAAACUGAAGACAAUGCUUAUGCAAAAUUUUGGGGUGACAAACAAAGAGCAUUAUAUUAUUUUGGUAUGUUAUGGCAUUAUCUGUAGUGGUUAAUUUGCCUGUCAAUCCUGGACCUCCCUGACAGUAAUACCAACCAUCUGGGAUGUGUUGGGAAAACAGAAACACUCCUCUCUCCUGAUUUGUCCCUGACCAUGUCAGGUGACAAGAGAUAUCUGUGAUUUUAAGUUUUCAUUGGUUGGAAAAAUGUGCGAUUGUCAGGAAACAGAAAAAAACCCAGGUCAUCUGGGAUUUUCCUGACACUUCAGAUCAGUUUGUCAAUCCUGAAUCAGGGGCUUGGGUCAAAUCAACCUCAGUUUUUUGUGGCAAACAUCAAUCUUUUUUUUUUUUUUUUCAGGAGAAGGUUCAAAAUCAGUUAAGUCAACAUAUGAAUGCAUUCAAGCGAUUCCUACACCUCAAAGUACUUACAAGUAUGAAAAUGGUUGUAGUACUGAGAAUGAUGCACAAGACAUUGCAGUGAAUCAAGAUAGCACCAAUGAUGCCAGGGUUUUGUUAAGCAAUGACCUUGUGCGUUUUCAAUUGCAAGAGUGUCUCCAAGAGUGUGUGGCAAGCAGGUUCAUGUGUUUGGAGAAUGAUGAUGACUUAACAAGCGCUCACAUCACAGAGGACCUCUUUGAAAAGGGGGAUGGCACCGCAGACCACACCCCGUGUUGUAAACCUGUACGUGUAGAUCUAGUUGACACUGACAUUGCAGAAGCCAACAAUAAUGAAGAGUAUGCAUUUAUGUUCUGUCAGUAA
Molecule: messenger RNA, 1345 nt
Organism: Porites evermanni
Lineage: Eukaryota; Metazoa; Cnidaria; Anthozoa; Scleractinia; Poritidae
Source: the annotation of a GenBank genome assembly